Molecule: messenger RNA, 936 nt
Organism: Closterium sp. NIES-65
Lineage: Eukaryota; Viridiplantae; Streptophyta; Zygnematophyceae; Desmidiales; Closteriaceae
Source: the annotation of a GenBank genome assembly
AUGGACGUGGACGAGGACGUGGACGAGGACGUGGACGUGGACGUGGACGUGGACGUGGACGUGGACAUGGACGUGGACGUGGACAUGGACGUGGACGUGGACGUGGACGUGGACGUGUACGUGUACGUGUACGUGGACGUGGACGUGGACGUGGACGUGGACGUGGACGUGGUCGUAGACGUGGACGUGGACGUGGACUUGGACGUGGACAUGGACGUGGACGUGGACGUGGACGUGGACGUGUACGUGGACAUGAACGUGGACGUGGACGUGACGUGGACGUGGACGUGGACAUGGACGUGGACAUGGUCAUGGACGUGGACGUGGACGUGGACGUGGACGUUGGACGUGGACGUGGACAUGGACGUGGACGUGGACGUGGACGUGGACGUCGACAUGGACGUGGACUUGGACGUGGACAUGGACGUGGACGUAGAAAUGGACAUGGACGUAGACGUGGACAUGGACGUGGACGUAGACGUGGACGUGGACGUGGACGUGGACGUGGACGUGGACAUGGAGGUGGACAUGGAGGUGGACAUGGAGGUGGACGUGGAGGUGGACGAGGACGUGGACGUGGACGUGGACAUGGACGUGGACGUGGACAUGGACGUGGACGUGGACGUGGACGUGGACGUGGACGUGGACGUGUACGUGGACGUGGACGUGGACGUGGACGUGGACGUGGACGUGGUCGUGGACGUGGACGUGGACGUGGACUUGGACGUGGACGUGGACGUGGACGUGGACGUGGACGUGUACGUGGACAUGAACGUGGACGUGGACGUGUACGUGGACAUGAACGUGGACGGGACGUGGACGUGGACGUGGACGUGGACAUGGACGUGGACGUGGGACAUGGUCAUGGACGGUGGACGUGGACGUGGACGUGGACGUGUACGUGGACAUGAACGUGGACGUGGACCGUGGACGUGA